Messenger RNA from Phyllotreta striolata, 379 nucleotides. NCBI's taxonomy places the organism in Eukaryota, Metazoa, Arthropoda, Insecta, Coleoptera, Chrysomelidae. The record is from the annotation of a GenBank genome assembly.
UUGCGCUUGCCUUUUUUAGGUUAUAAUAGAAAUCAUAAUUUGUUUCUCUGUAUCAUUUAUUUAAAAAUGGCUUCAGGACUGGAUUCCUUUGUAAACCAUACCGUUUCCAUAAUAACCUCCGAUGGAAGAAACUUCAUAGGUACACUCAAAGGUUUCGAUCAAACGAUUAAUAUAAUUUUAGAUGAAUCUCACGAAAGGGUAUAUUCAACAACAACUGGUGUAGAGCAAGUAAUGCUCGGAUUGCAUAUUAUAAGAGGAGAUAAUGUAGCGUUAAUUGGACUUAUAGACGAAGAAAUAGACAAUAGGUUGAAUUUAUCGAGCAUUAAAGCUGAACCUUUAAACCCUGUUGUACAUUAAAAAAUAAGGCUUAAGUUAUAUU